This is a messenger RNA of Trichoderma citrinoviride, 2577 nucleotides long. RefSeq names its product V0/A0 complex, 116-kDa subunit of ATPase. Gene Ontology annotation, molecular function: proton-transporting ATPase activity, rotational mechanism; ATPase binding. NCBI's taxonomy places the organism in Eukaryota, Fungi, Ascomycota, Sordariomycetes, Hypocreales, Hypocreaceae. The record is from RefSeq and is a predicted model, not a curated record. The transcript has 5 exons. Bases 1 to 2577 code for a protein of 858 amino acids. Gene Ontology annotation, biological process: vacuolar acidification; proton transmembrane transport. Gene Ontology annotation, cellular component: vacuolar proton-transporting V-type ATPase complex; vacuolar proton-transporting V-type ATPase, V0 domain; fungal-type vacuole membrane.
AUGGCUCCGCGAAAGGACACGCCGUUCCGCUCGGCGGAGAUGAGCAUGGUGCAGCUUUACGUGUCGAACGAGAUUGGUCGGGAGGUUGUGACUGCGCUCGGAGAGCUUGGGCUGUGCCAGUUUCGCGAUCUCAAUGAGGAUGUCAGCGCCUUCCAGCGAACCUUUACUCAGGAGAUUCGACGCCUGGAUAAUGUCGAGCGGCAACUGCGUUACUUUUAUGCUCAGAUGGAAAAGGCGGGGAUUCCUUUGCGGAAGCUGGAUCUGGACGCCGAGAAGCUUGCGUCUCCGUCGACGUCGGAGAUUGACGAGCUCGCCGAGCGGGCCCAGAAGCUGGAGCAGCGCAUCUCCGCCCUCAACGACAGCUACGAGACGCUGAAGAAGCGCGAGGGCGACCUCACCGAGUGGCGCUGGGUCCUGCGGGAGGCCGGCAGCUUCUUUGACCGCGCCCACGGCAACGUCGACGAGAUCCGCGCGUCGACCGACGAGCAGGACGAUGCGCCCCUGCUGUCCGACAUGGAGCAGGCCAACUCCGCCCCGGACGUCGAGCGCUCGUUCUCCGGCAUGAACAUCGGCUUCGUCGCCGGUGUCAUCAAUAGGGACCGUGUCGCCGCUUUCGAGCGUAUCCUCUGGAGAACCCUGCGCGGAAACCUGUACAUGAACCAGUCUGAGAUUCCCGAGCCCUUGAUCGACCCGACCAACAACGAGGCCAUCCAGAAGAAUGUCUUUGUCAUCUUCGCCCACGGCAAGGAGAUCCUCAGCAAGAUCCGCAAGAUCUCCGAGUCCAUGGGUGCCGACGUCUACAACGUCGACGAGAACAGCGAUCUCCGCCGCGAGCAGAUCCACGAGGUCAACAACCGCCUCGAGGACGUCCAGAACGUCUUGCGCAACACCCAGGCCACGCUCGAGGCCGAGCUCACCCAGAUCUCCCAGUCGCUGGCCCCCUGGACGGUGCUCAUUGCCAAGGAAAAGGCCGUCUACAGCACGCUCAACAUGCUCUCGUACGACUCGGCUCGCCGGACGCUCAUCGCCGAGGCAUGGUGUCCCACCAACGACAUGCCUCUGAUCCGGUCGACGCUCCAGGACGUCACCAACCGAGCUGGCCUGUCCGUGCCCUCCAUCGUCAACGAGAUCAAGACCAACAAGAAGCCGCCCACCUACCUCAAGACCAACAAGUUCACCGAGGGCUUCCAGACCAUCGUCAACGCCUACGGCACCGCCACCUACCAGGAAGUCAACCCUGCCCUGCCCGUCAUCGUUACCUUCCCGUUCCUCUUCGCCGUCAUGUUUGGUGACUUGGGCCACGCCAUCAUCAUGCUCACUGCCGCCUUGGCCAUGAUCUACUGGGAAAAGUCGCUGAAGAAGGUGUCCUUUGAACUGUUUGCCAUGAUCUUCUACGGUCGCUACAUCGCCCUGGUCAUGGCUGUCUUCUCCGUCUUCACCGGUCUCAUGUACAACGACAUCUUUUCCAAGUCCAUGACUCUCUGGCAGAGCGCAUGGGAGUACGAGAAGCCCGAGCACUGGACCGAGGGCGAUGCGCUCGAGGCCCACUUGAACCCCAACGGCUACCGCUACCCCUUUGGCCUCGACUGGGCCUGGCACGGCACCGAAAACAACCUGCUCUUCACCAACAGCUACAAGAUGAAGAUGAGCAUCAUCCUUGGUUGGGCCCACAUGACGUACUCGCUGUGCUUCUCGUACAUCAACGCCAGGCACUUCAAGAAGCCCAUUGACAUUUGGGGCAACUUCAUCCCGGGCAUGAUCUUCUUCCAGUCCAUCUUUGGCUAUCUUGUCAUUUGCAUUGUUUACAAGUGGUCGGUUGACUGGCAGGCUGAGGGUAGGAACCCUCCCGGCCUCUUGAACAUGCUGAUCUACAUGUUCCUUCAGCCCGGAAAGCUGGAUGAGCGGUUGUACGCCGGGCAAGAGUACGUCCAGUCGAUCCUGCUGCUGCUCGCUUUUGUCCAAGUGCCCAUUCUUCUAUUCCUCAAGCCGUUCUACCUCCGCUGGGAGAACAGCAAGACCCGCGCCAGGGGCUACCGAGGCAUCGGCGAGACAUCCCGGGUUAGUGCCUUGGACGGCGACGACGAGAGCGACGCGCUGGCCAAUGGUCACGGCGACAGCUUUGACGAGGACGGCGGCGUGGCGAUGAUUUCUCAGAACAUUGAUGACGAGCACGAGGAGUUUGAAUUUAGCGAAGUCAUGAUUCACCAAAUCAUUCACACCAUUGAAUUCUGUUUGAACUGCGUUUCUCACACGGCAUCCUACCUGCGUCUGUGGGCCCUGUCGCUUGCUCACCAGCAGCUCAGCGUUGUGCUCUGGGACAUGACCAUCGGACCCUGCCUUGCAAGAGGAGGCGUGCUUGGUGUUUUCAUGAUUGUCGUCGGCUUCUACUUGUGGUUCUUCCUCACAAUUGCCAUUCUGGUGUGUAUGGAGGGCACAAGUGCUAUGUUGCAUUCGCUGCGUCUGGCGUGGGUCGAGUCGUUUUCCAAGUUUGCCGAGUUCGCAGGCUGGCCGUUUGCGCCGUUUUCCUUUGCCACUCUGAUAGAAGAGUCGGAGGAGUUGAAGAAUUACCUGGAAUAA